AUGGGGAAACUGACACUUCCCCAGGAACUUCUGACUUCCAUGAGACCAGAAAAUAGUACUCUGAAAGUCACUGAGUUUAUCAUAUUGGGGUUUGGAGACCUCAAGGAAUUGGGUCCCUUACUCUUCCUGGUGUUUGGCAUUGUCUACUUAGCUACUAUUUCUGGGAAUCUCCUCCUUGUGGUUCUGGUGAGCACUCAGCGGGGACUCCAGACACCAAUGUACUUUUUUCUGGCAAAUCUCUCCUGUCUGGAGGUCUGUUAUACAUCCAAUAUUGUGCCCAGGAUGCUGGUGGACUUGUUGAGAGACAAUAAAGUGAUCUCCAUGGCAGGUUGUAUUAUUCAGCUCUAUUUCUUUGGGGCUCUGGGUAGUACUGAAUGUUACCUUCUGGCAGUGAUGUCAUAUGACCGGUACCUGGCUAUCUGCCGGCCCUUGCACUACCCAACCCUUAUGCAUGGGACCAUAUGUGUGGGGCUCGUAACUGGAUCCUGGCUUAGUGGCUUCACAGUGGCAGCUGCGUUCCAGGCAGCUAUGGUGUCCAGUUUGACUUUCUGUAAUGGCAAUGAGAUCGACCACUUCUUUUGUGACUUGAAACCUCUGCAGAAGCUCUCUUGUUCAGAUCCCUACCUUGUCAACCUGGUCUGCAUGAGUUUAACAGCACUGGUGACUUUGGCCCCCUUUGGACUAACCUUAGCCUCCUACUGGAGGAUUCUUUCCACAGUCUUGCAUAUACCUUCCAUGGCUGGGAGGCAGAAGGCAUUCUCCACUUGUUCUUCUCAUCUAGUGGUGGUGACCUUGUUUUAUGGGACCUUGAUUCUGGUCUAUGCUGUGCCCUUGGCUGGUCGGGUGCCAGUUGUCAACAAAAUCUUCUCCCUGCUUUAUACUGUUGUCACUCCCAUGUGUAACCCUCUCAUUUACAGUCUGAAAAACAAAGAUGUCAAGGAUGCCCUGAGGAAGCUGAGGAUUUGA
Molecule: messenger RNA, 966 nt
Organism: Talpa occidentalis (Iberian mole)
Lineage: Eukaryota; Metazoa; Chordata; Mammalia; Eulipotyphla; Talpidae
Product: olfactory receptor 11A1-like
Exons: 1
Coding region: 1-966 (321 amino acids)
Biological process (GO): G protein-coupled receptor signaling pathway
Cellular component (GO): membrane
Molecular function (GO): G protein-coupled receptor activity; olfactory receptor activity
Source: RefSeq, a predicted model, not a curated record